AUGGCCACCCCUUGGGCUGUCCGCUGCGACCCGCAAGCUGGCAAAAGGCCACGAGUGCGCCGUCCGUUUGCGGGUGAGGUGGCCUGGAUCCGGGUGGCCUGGGUCGGGUCUCCAGCAGAACUGCUGUGGCGGGCAUCGAGGGCCGCGAGCCUGAGCCUCUGCCGCAGCCUGCAUCCGCUUUACAUGGUUUCCGGCCUGCUUCAUUACAUUAUUACCCGGCUGUAG
This is a messenger RNA of Chaetomium globosum CBS 148.51, 225 nucleotides long. RefSeq lists its product as uncharacterized. The record is from RefSeq and is a predicted model, not a curated record. Lineage: Eukaryota; Fungi; Ascomycota; Sordariomycetes; Sordariales; Chaetomiaceae. The transcript is spliced from 2 exons. Bases 1 to 225 code for a protein of 74 amino acids.